Messenger RNA from Drosophila subobscura, 8703 nucleotides. It is a transcript of the gene Camta, whose product is annotated as calmodulin-binding transcription activator 1. The transcript is spliced from 21 exons. The record is from RefSeq and is a predicted model, not a curated record. NCBI's taxonomy places the organism in Eukaryota, Metazoa, Arthropoda, Insecta, Diptera, Drosophilidae. Gene Ontology annotation, molecular function: transcription coregulator activity; protein binding; double-stranded DNA binding. Gene Ontology annotation, biological process: regulation of transcription by RNA polymerase II. The coding region runs from base 361 to 6648 and encodes 2095 amino acids. Gene Ontology annotation, cellular component: nucleus.
UUCAGCACUAGUUUUGGAGUAACCAAAUAUUUUCGCUAUAGUUUUUUUUUAAUAAUUUCGUGUGUGAAAAAGGAAUAUUAUUGAUUUUUUAUUGCAUUUAAUGCAUCUGAAGACUGGGACAAACCACAGUCCCCAUAAAACGUGCAUGCCCCCCGUAGCAAGACGAAAAGUCGUGGAAAAGUUUUGUUUACCUUUUUUCGAUAUCUAUCCCAGAGUUCUGCUCCUACACCUGUGUUGGUGUGAACGCGUGCGACUGUGUGUGCGUGCGAGUGUUGUGUGUGCAAAAAUGCAACCGAAAAUCGAAUAGAUGUUCCGCAGCAAGGUUUUUGUUAAUUCUGAAAUUGUGAAAAAGCCAGGCACAUGGAAAAUGUGCCCGAUGCCAGCUGCAGCGCCUCUUCCUUGAAACUCCAGCGGCAGCAAACGCAAAUCAAAGCCAAAAAUGUCCUAAUCAGAUCCCAGAGCAGUGGCAAGCUAAGCAGAAAUGAGGCUGGAACCACAACAACAACAACAACAACAACAACAACAACAACAUCAUCAACAAGCACAAGAGCCACAGCGAGGACUCUCAAGAUCGGGGCCAUGCAACAAAAGCAGCUACAGCCACCAAAUGGAGUCAACACCAGCAACAUUAUCCUUCUGCGGGGCACGCGCAACGAGAACGGCCAGAUCAUUAUCCAGAACAAGCAGGACAUUCUCACCCUUCUCAACGAGCAGCAGCAGCAGCAGCAGCAGGACAAGGCCGCCCAGGCGUCCACAGCCAUUACGCUCAAUCAACUGCCAACGACCACGACAGUGGCUCGCAAGACGAUUGUCCAGAGCUCGGGCAGCACCACCAGCACCAGCUCCACCAUAUCCAUUGUGGCCAGCAGCAGCAGCAGCACCAGCAGCGGUGGUGGUGUCGGCAAGGAGACCGUCAGCAACACGAUCCUGCUGCAGACGCCCAUCAAUGCCAGUCAGCUGGAGAGCGUGCUGAAGGCGCAGGAGCGAACGAAACAGGCGAACGGCAGCCAGACCAAGCUCAUAGAGAGGCCCUUCCUGCUGAAGCAUGCCUCGCGAAGCCUCAGCUCGGAGAGCAAUGGGGAUGGGAAAUCACCGUUCGUGCUGCAGACGCUCAAGCGACUGGAGAAGUCACAAUCCAUUUUGGUCAUACGCAACUCCACAUCGGGCAGCACUUCCUCCAUGACCGUUUCGCCGCCUGUGAACGUAUCGGCGACUACCACUUCGGCGAAUGUUUUGAGCGUGACACGCACUUCAAAGGCGGCCAAGGGCAUGGCUGGAGCGCUGCACAAGCUCAAGGCGGCAGCGACAGCAGCAGCAGCAUCGAGAGUAGGAGCAGGAGCAGGAGCAGGCACGGUAGCAGCACCAUCAACCUCAUCGACAGGCACAACCAUACUGAGGCUAGGCAAAAGCGCCACCACAUUGGCCAUUAAUGGCAAUGGGGGCAGCAAGCUGGAGGCAGCAACAACCACAACGUCAACAGCAAAUAAAUUGUCCAACACGGUGACAUCGGAGCAGCAGCAGCAGCAGCAGCAGCAGCAGCAACAAUCGACAACAGCGCAAACGAAUGUGCCACUUGGGAACGAUGGCGAACCUAUCAAGCUACCCGACAAUUUGGAGAGCCUGCCAAGAGCUGACAGUUUUCCAUCACAGCGUCAUCGCUGGAAUACAAAUGAGGAAAUUGCUGCGAUUCUUAUCAGCUUUGACAAGCACUGCGAGUGGCAGUCCAAAGAGGUUCGCACCAGACCCAAGAGCGGCUCCCUGCUGCUGUACUCGCGGAAGAAAGUGCGCUACCGCCGCGAUGGCUACUGCUGGAAGAAGCGCAAGGAUGGCAAGACAACGCGCGAGGAUCACAUGAAACUAAAAGUACAAGGCACGGAGUGCAUCUACGGCUGUUAUGUACACUCGGCCAUAUUGCCCACAUUUCAUCGCAGAUGUUACUGGCUGCUGCAGAAUCCGGACAUUGUUUUGGUGCACUAUCUGAAUGUGCCGUAUCCGGAUGAUAAUAAAAUGGCAGUGAUUGCCCCCAGCAUCACGCUGUGGGGCGACAAGAAGGAGUGGACCAAGGAGGAGCUGGUCAGCCAGCUGAAGCCCAUGCUCUCCACAGUCAACUCCGAUGAUGACUCCGACUCGGGCAACGACAUUGAGAUAUCGACGGCCGAGACUGUGGAGUCGAUUGUGUGCCAACUGAUGGAGAAGCAGCGCUUGUCCCGCCAGGCGGCCCUGGUCAAGCAGCUGGACUGUGGCUGCGGGGAUUCCGGCUGUGCCGAUGGCAAGACCUGCACGCAUCCCGUGAUGCGGCGCACGGGCGGCAUCAUCAAGUCCGUGGCGGCCACAUCGGCCUCCGAGAAGCGCCUCAAUGAGGGAGCCUUCAGCAAUGGCACGCCCAACGUGGUGGUGGCCAGCAAGCUUUACUCUCGCUGGGCGGAGCGGCCGCGACAGCGAAACGAUGGCAUGCACCUAGACAAUCCGCACGCGCAGUUCCACAAUGCCACGCAACAGCUGCCCCAGGAGUCGGCCAUCAAGUUUCAGAUCAUUCCUCCUCAACAGCAACAGCAGCAGCAGCAGCCCCAGCAGACGGGACAUGGCGAUGGCAGCUAUCAGCAGCAAUAUCGUGGCAACCAGAUGCUGGCCGCAAGAAGCAAUCUGGCGAUGCAGCAGCAGCAGCAGCAGCAGCAAUAUCACCAACAGCAGCAGCAGCAGCAACAGCAACACUUGAGUCUGCAACGAUUCGUGGCCAGUCAGAGUCAGAAUUCGGCUCAUUUGAAUCAGCAUCAUCAUCGCCUGCAAAUUGCCAAUACAACAAUCACGGCCACCGCCAGGGACCCCAGCACAACAGUAGUGGCAGCAGCAGCAGCAGAAGGAGGAGGCAGCAGCAGCUCUGUCUUGAAUGGCAUGGAUACGGAACUAAUUGAAAUCCAAAGCCACAUGACUGCAAACAAAAUCAGUAACUCUGUCAGCAGCAAUGGCAACGCCAAUGGCAAUGGCAGUGCCAAGCAAUUAGCAACUCAAACGAACAACGAAUUAAAUGUCGUAAAUAAUAACGACCCCAGCAACAAUAACUUCAUGUACAAUCAACAGCAGCAACUGAAUACUUCCAGCAACAGCAACAACAGCCAGCAGCAGCAGCAGCAGCAACAUUAUUAUAAAUUGCAACAGACAUCAUCAGCAACCCCAAACAGUGGCCAACAACUUCAAACUCAAACUCAAACCCAAACACAAACACCGACCCCAACCUUAGUCCAUCCCCCUGUUGAGGCCAUGUGCAUGUCACCUGAGCAUCGUCUCAGCAGCAGCAGCAGUGGCAGCAGCAGCAACAGCAACAACAACAACAACAACAAUAGCACGGCUUCAACGUCUUCCACUGUCAAUGGCCACAGCACCCCCUCCACAGUUGUAGCCACAACGACAUCUAUAUCUGUAUCCACAUCUUCGUCCGGCACAUCGUCCACCUCGAGCUCCUUACAAUCGAUUAUCGAUGGCAAUCAGCAGCAACAAAUUACAACGACAGCGACGGCAGCAACUUGUGAUAAUUUAAUGAGCGCCAAUGCGCUCACUGAGCUGAGUGGAGGGAGCAGCAGCAGCAGCAACAGCAACGGCAACGGCAACAAUCAGGCCACAGAUGGUCCUAACAAGAGUCAAUCCCAAUCGCAGUCUCAGCCUCAAGCUCUGAGCCAAAAUGGUUGUGCAAAUUUCAGUGCUUCCAGUGAUAACAGCAGCCAAAUUAGCGCCAGCGACGAGAGCAGUAGCUUUGGGGCCAACAAUCAAAACAAUAGCCACAGCAGCCACAGCCACAGCAGCAGCAGCAGCAACAGCAACAGCAGCGAGGACGAGCCCCAGUCGAGCAAUGCGGCCGAAACCCUGAGCUUCUUCAACGAAACCCUGGAUCUAUCCCAUGAGGAUAUUCAACGUACACUUAUAGCCAAUAUGCAGCCGUACAAUACGGCAGCAGGAGAAGCAGCCGCGACAACGAUAGAACCUUUAGCAACAAGCAACAGUAGCAACAGCAACGGCCAUUCCCAAGAAGUCGAGAAGAAACCUUUGCACGGCCAUGAAGUCGAAGCGGAAGCUGAGGAGGAUGAAACAGACGAUGUUUUUGCCAAUCUGGAUGCCUUCGAUAUGCUCGUGGAGUUCCCCGAGCUGGAUCUGGACGAUAAGCAGGCUCUGAACAACACGGCCCUGGAGCAGGGCUCCUAUCUGGGGCAGGCGGCCGCUCAGGCCCAGCAGCCCCGGAAGAUCCACAACAUCUGCGACUUCAGUCCGGAGUGGUCCUACACCGAGGGGGGAGUCAAGGUGCUAGUGGCAGGACCCUGGACGAGCAGCAAUAAUGCUGGCGCCUACACGGUGCUCUUCGAUGCACAGCCCGUGCCCACGCAGAUGGUGCAGGAGGGAGUGCUCCGCUGCUACUGUCCUGCCCAUGAGGCGGGCUUUGUGACGCUCCAGGUGGCCUGCGGCGGCUUUCUUGUUUCCAACUCGGUCAUGUUCGAGUACAAGCUGUCGCUGCUCGCCGAUGCCCCCUUCGAUGCGAGUAGCUCCAACGAUUGCCUGUACAAGUUCACGCUGCUCAAUCGCCUCUCGACCAUCGAUGACAAGUUGCAGCUGAAGACGGAGCAGGAGCCGACGACGGACCACACGGCGCUCUAUCUGGAGCCAAACUUUGAGGAGAAGCUGGUCGCGUAUUGCCACAAGCUGACGAAGCAUGCCUGGAGCAUGCCAAGCACAGUGGCAAGCUGGAGCGUGGGCCUGCGGGGCAUGACGCUGCUGCACUUGGCCGCCGCCUUGGGCUACGCCAAGCUGGUGGGCGCCAUGCUCAAUUGGCGAGCGGAGAAUCCACAUAUCAUACUAGAAACGGAGCUGGACGCCCUCAGCCAGGAUGUCUACGGCUUCACGCCGCUCGCCUGGUCCUGUGUGCGUGGCCAUGUGGAGUGCUCCCUGCUGCUCUACAAGUGGAAUCACAAUGCGCUGAAGAUCAAGACGCAGGGCCAGCAAACACCACUGGAUCUGGCCAACCUUAAGGGCCACAAACAUCUGCUGGCCCAGAUGUUUCGACUGGAGAAGGAGCGCUGCCGCAAGCCGCACUUGCGCGGCGGUCUGGCCAAUCUCUCCAUGAACAUUGCCGUGGAAACGGAUUCCGAGGAGCCGCAGCAGCAUCAGACGAUGUACAACAGCUUCGACUUGGAGAUCCUCCAAAGAAAACACGAUGGCGUCUUCCUCAGACCUGGGGCAGUGCACAGCAAUCAAAGUCCACCCAACAAUGGCAGCAGAUACUCCAAGCGCUCUUCCAUAGACAGCGGCAUCAACAUGGACAUACGCAGCAAGUCGGGCAAGUCCCUUCCCAGGCUGCACAGCAACUUUGAGGGCCAUGACAACUAUGCACUGGGCGUGGACUCGCCGCUGGAUACGCUGACUGGGACCAAUUCCCUGCUCUCGCCGCUGCGCAAAAUGGAUUUUGCCCUGUGCGAGGUAUCCACGGGCGAGUCGAGCCCCAUACACGACAAAGACAUCGAUGGCGAUGACACCUCGACGAGCGCCACAGAUGUGACCAUAGGCAAUGACAUGGCAAUGGCCCUGGCCGAUGCAGUUGUAGGGGACUCGGAUGCCAAAGUGCUGACACUGGCCGAACACAUUAUAGCCGCAAUGCCCGAGCGCAUCAAAAAUGAAGCCGAUGAAAUGAUGGUGCUGGGCAGCCCCUUGACUGAGCCAUUGACCUCAGAGUCGUCGGCGUUGACAGACAGCUUCAUGGAUCCCCUGUUGGACUCGCUGCCUAAUACGCAUUUCGACAGUGACUUCAGCUUUGACUUUCACGACCACAGCUAUCGGUACCACGAUGUGAGCACGCCAUGCUCCAGCCUGAGUCCCGCCAGCUCGGGGCCGCUGCAGUCGCCGGCCAGUUACUCCAUACUGGGCACAGAUCCGUCUGUCAGCUCGCCCAGUCCACCGCCGUCGACCAAGCAGCUGACCGAGUUCCUGCACGCCUCCAGUCUGUCCCAGUAUCCGUUCGAGGCGGACUUCUCCAAGCUGACGCUGACCGACACGGAGCAGCGGGAGCUGUACGAGGCAGCCAAGUGCAUACAGAAGGCCUACCGCUCGUACAAGGGCCGACAGAAGCUCGAGGAGCAGAACAAAGAGCGCACUGCCGCCAUCGUCAUCCAGAACUAUUAUCGACGCUACAAGCAGUACGCCUACUACAGGCAGAUGACCAAUGCCGCUCUGGUCAUCCAGCAUGGCUAUCGUUCCUAUCGAAAGAACAAACGCUUUAAGAAGAGCGGCCUGGGCCAGGGCAUGGCAGGGGGCAGCGAUCAUGGCAGCGUCAGCAGCAAUUCACAGUGCCUGUCCAGCUUCUACGAUCACUACAAGCAGGAUCAGCAGCAGCAGCAUGAGAUGAGCUCGCAGCCGAGCACGCCCAAGGAAACAAGUCCCUCGGGCCCCUUGAAACGAACCUACUCGCAGUCCACCCAGAAUCAAGCUGCCAGGAAGAUCCAACAGUUCAUGAGACAAUCACGCAUCAACAUUUGGGAUGCCAAUUUGACGACUUUGACUACAGAGAGAGCGAGCCGAAAAAGAGAAGCUGGUGCACCAACGCAGGGCGGAAUACCUUCAAAACUUGCAGUAUCAAGGGCAGCAGGAAAUCUUGGCUUGCCUAGAAAAUAACAGUUCCGCCCAGAGCAGUGGGCAGAGCACCUAUACGAACAGCAUCAACAAUCUACAAUCCAAUCAGUGAGGGUAAACUGAGUGAACUUUUAACAUAGGAGCGAACACAACGUUCCAUAAGAAUUUAUGAAUAGCUUUAACAACUGAGUGAAACGUUUCUACUUUCGUAUUUGUUUCGAUUAAGACUACAAUCCCGAGCACCUCCGUAGCGGAACAUUUGCUUCCAACUCAACUUAAAUUAACUCUCUCUCUCUCUCUCUAUCUAUCACUGAAUUAGUAGCAAGAACUAACUGCACUUUGAUUCAUUUUCGAAACGAAUUUUAAUACCUAAAAACUGAACACUGAUUUCAAAAUGAACUUAGCCUAGGUUAGUGAGUGGUUUUUACAUGCAUAUAUAUAAAACUUAAACUAAUUAACUUAACUGAAAAUCGAACCGAACUCCAGGGAGAAUGAUGAGAACACACAAUUUUUCCAUUUGUCAACUCGAAAGAACUUAUUACUGAAGCCUUUGAAAAACUUUUUAACUCCAAUUGUAGCGGAAAUCGUACUCCACGAUAUAUACAUACAUAUAUACAAUACAUGCAUCCAUAUGGUAUAUUAUAUUAUAUACAAAGAAUCUAAAUGAAUAUUACUAUUAGCAUGUGUAUGCCCCCCUACCCUAUAUACAUAGUUACAUUUGUACAUACAUACUAACUAAAUUCUAGUCUAUUUUAUCGUACUAACAAGCAAGCUCUGCAAUACGACUAUGCUUGUCUCUAAACAUAAAGCUAAAGCUAAAGCUAAACCAAAACCAAACCCCAAUCCAGAUGCAAUAAUCAUCGACUAAGCUACGUUAGAUGGCUAGUUAACUAGUCGCUACGCUAACUGCUAUUUAGGUCUAAGACUAUUUAUGGACUGGACUGCACUCUAAAGUCCCGAAUGUUGUUGCUGAUUUCUAAAAUCAGAGUAGAGUUUGGAGUGGCGCAGCAGCUGCAAGUCUACACGCAUACGGCCGCAUAUAUAUCAUGUUUCAAACAAAGCAAAAACUAAUCUUAUUUCCCUCACGCGAGUACUUAAAGCUAUGCAUGUGUGCUAAGUCUUAAUUUAUGUGACUACUUAUUGUAAGCCUAGUAAAUGAUAGAAUAGAGCAAACGUAGAGAUAUCCUUGUUAUGCUCCUUGGAUGAUAUGACUUGAGACCCCCAAAACGGGGCACUUUGGUAUGGUGAAAAUCUCAGUCUCAACUUUCUGCUGCCUCAACUGAUUGAUCCACGAUCUAUUAUUGCUUGAAGACACAGCCAAAAACAAACACCCAAAAACCAAAAGCAAGAGAGUAAAGUUUUAAAACUAAAUGUAACAAUAAAUGAAUUUUUGUAAAUUAUUUUUGUCCGUCCACAUUGUUAGCUUUCAUAACAUACCAAACAAAAGCAUAUAUACUUACAAAUAUACACCAAACAAAUAUAUACAUACCUUUAUAGAGAAGAGAACCGAUAAUGAUCUGAUAGGCAAGAAGCAAUGAAACAAUUUUUAAGAACCGUUCAAGUUUGAAUAAGUAGACAAAGCAAAGCAAACAAACAAUAAACACUAAUAUGUACAUACACCAAAUGGAGGAAAGUAAAGUAAAGGAAAGCAGAAGACCUCACAAAUAAAAGCCCCGACUUGUAACCAAAUAUUCAACUGAGAUUAUGACUGCGACUGCCACUGCGAAGUCUUGGAAGCUGCAGCUUCAGCUGUGGAGUGAUGUGAAGGCAUGGCAGUGGGCAGGGUCUACCUACCACAUUGUUAACUAUUCAACUACAAAACUAUUAUACUUAAUUCGCACUCUAACAACUACUCAACGGAACUUUGAUUGCAUUUUUCUCUUACUUAACUCUAUGUACGUAUACAUAGAUCUGAUCAACUCAACUGAUUCGAUAACUGAAAUGAAGACUAAAUACGAUUUCACAACUCAACUGACUUUAAGAAUUGCAAUCAAUUUUGUUAACUUGCUUAGGCAGUGUGUUAGACAUGUAAACAGCAACUAAAAACGAAAGUGAAAUCCAAAUCGAAAUCUAAUUAAAUGCAAUAUUUGCACAUAA